GUGGGGAUAAAAUGAAUUCAUCCAAGUCCUAUAUGCUUUUUUUUAUUUGGAUUAUCUGUAUCACAUCUUUAACAGUUGAAAAGGGCUUUGUGGACGGCGGCAAACCAAGAAAACCAUCCAAACAGCCGUGGCUGCCCUCGCUACCGACAACUCAUCACAGGUGCAUUGCAGGUCAGAGUAAAUGUAAAACCGAACGAGAUUGUUCCAAAGACGAAUGCUGUGCUUUCUUAAAGACGAAAGCUGUAAAAGUCUGCAAGAAGAUCAGUUUAUUUGGGGAGAUAUGCAAUCCGUAUGAAAAACCUGGCCUUCCAGAAAAUUGCCUCUGUCAACAAGGACUGACUUGCACUCGAGUGACAGGAGAGGUUUUCAGAUGUCUGUAUAUAUCUGGCAGCCCAUUUGAUGAUGAGAAUGAUGGAGAGUAACAUAACGGCGAUAGCAGUCUUCAUCACUGAUCAUUGCAUUGUAGCUGGUUAUUUUAAAUGUAAUAUCUCAUAAUGUUUUUUAAGGCUCUUUUGCGGCUUACAUUUUGCCUCUGCUUGAUGUUCAGGCGUGCCUUUCCAUUGAA
This is a messenger RNA of Stylophora pistillata, 565 nucleotides long. RefSeq names its product zinc finger MYM-type protein 3-like. Gene Ontology annotation, molecular function: DNA binding. The record is from RefSeq and is a predicted model, not a curated record. NCBI's taxonomy places the organism in Eukaryota, Metazoa, Cnidaria, Anthozoa, Scleractinia, Pocilloporidae. Gene Ontology annotation, biological process: DNA recombination; DNA integration.